AUGGGGAAAAAAGAAGGGAAGAGAGCCUCAAAUUCAAUGGCUUUCUUAUUUACUACCGGUGCUCUUCUGCUGGUAGUACUAGUCUCUUUGAGUUUUCCAUCUCCAGCUGAUGCAUUCGGGAGAGUCCCUAAUUUUAAGCUCAAAUCUCCUUCACCACCACCAAAGAAGCCAAUUUACAUGCCUCCGACACCAACAAAGAGGCCAAUCUAUGUGCCUUCAACACCACCUAAGAAAUCUCCACCACUAGUACCAAAGAAGCCACCUCAUUAUGUGCCUUCAAAACCACCGAAGAAGCCAGUGAAGCCUAUGAAGCCAAAAUCCCCUCCACCACCAUAUCAACCAGACCUAACCACUGCCAAAAUAGGAAUUCCAAACAUCCGGCCAAAACCAAACAUUCCAGCAUACCCAAAAGCACCUGUCCACUUACAUAUUGGACACCCACCACCAUCUCGUUAUAUUAAUUUGAGUCAAUAA
This is a messenger RNA of Papaver somniferum (opium poppy), 474 nucleotides long. RefSeq names its product non-classical arabinogalactan protein 31-like. The record is from RefSeq and is a predicted model, not a curated record. Lineage: Eukaryota; Viridiplantae; Streptophyta; Magnoliopsida; Ranunculales; Papaveraceae. Bases 1 to 474 code for a protein of 157 amino acids. The transcript has a single exon.